Molecule: messenger RNA, 4486 nt
Organism: Thrips palmi
Lineage: Eukaryota; Metazoa; Arthropoda; Insecta; Thysanoptera; Thripidae
Gene: metro
Product: MAGUK p55 subfamily member 7
Exons: 13
Coding region: 453-2255 (600 amino acids)
Cellular component (GO): cell-cell junction; plasma membrane
Molecular function (GO): protein binding
Source: RefSeq, a predicted model, not a curated record
UUAGGAGCCCUUUUGUUGUUUUUUUCAAACGGAAAUAUUUCUUUGGCCGCCCAUUGAUCUUAACGCCUUGAAUUUCACUCGAAUUUAUUGUUGUCGGCAUGAUUGACACCAUGUCGCUGGCUGUCACUGGCCAUCCCUUUUCUAGUCCGUUGCUUUUGCUUCGCCCUUCUCUCUCACCCCCAAUCGAUUUUUCUUCACCCUCGCCCCUGCGGCAGAGGGCGCUGGGGUUGCAUUUAAAAAGUAUGGCAGAGCGGAGCGUGUAGAAUAAUUUUCCACCCUAGUAAAUAUGUGAGCAUGUUUGUCCUGUAAAGCCUCCUGAUAAUGUUUAAGCCCCAGGGGUGAAGUUGUUGCUAGUUAUUCCCUUAGUGACAAGUCACACUCCUCCUUGCAAUCAUUUUUUGGAUGCUGCCUCAAAUAUAAACAUAUUAUAAAGGAUAUAAAAUAAUGUCAAAAUGUCUGAAGACCAAAACAGCUCUGAUUCAGCUCUGCCGAGCUUACUGCAAGCUCUGAACCAGUGUCGUACAUCUGUUCCCGCCACUGAUGAAGCGUUAAAUUUUCUUACUGGAGUUUUGAAAUCAAGAGAGCUAAAUGCUUUGGUCAACGUACAUGGCCAGAUCUCAAACAGAGUCAAAGAUGAGUGCUUCCAUCCUAUCCUUUCAAAUGGACUUCAAAUUGCAGUGGAAGUUUUGGAUUUAUUGACAACCAGAAAGAAUUUGUCUCCAGACUUUGAAGAAAUUUGCUCACUUCUUAAGAAUCCUCAUCUUCAGAGAUUAUUGGAUGUUCAUGAUGCUGUGGCUCAAAAAGACUACAACCCCCGUUUAUCAGAGCUUCCGCAAGAUGUUGACAAGGAUGAAGAAACAAUAAAAAUUGCACAGCUAGUGAAAAGUGAUGAACCACUGGGGUCUGCUCAAAGUGCUGAGCCGAUUGUGGGUGCUACCAUAGCAACUGAUGAACAAACUGGAAAGUACGUUGUUGCCCGGGUUUUCCACGGUGGAGCUGCAUACCGUUCUGGGUUAAUUCAUGUUGGAGAUGAAGUAUGGGAAGUAAAUGGCAUCAAUGUCGAAUGGAAACCACCUAGUGAUGUUUUGAAAAUUCUUCAAAACUCGGAAGGCACCAUUAAAUUCAAGUUAAUUCCAGCUGAUGGAAAGCAUGCAGUUUGUGAAAGCAAAGUAAGAGUAAGAGCUCAUUUUGAUUAUGUUGCUUCUCUGGACCCAUUUAUUCCAUGCAGGGAAGCGGGCUUAGAUUUUGUGAAAGGUGAUAUCCUGCACAUUGUAAAUCAAGACGAUGGAGAAUGGUGGCAAGCCCGAAGAGAUGGUGACAGAACAACUCGUGCUGGCUUGAUACCUAGUAGAGCACAUCAGGAAAGAAUGAUUUUGCGUGAGAGAUCUCAAAUAGGAAAACGCACCGAUCAAGGCCCUGAAUCUCCCACAGGGCUAUGUCUUGUUUCAGCAUUUUCUCCUUCCCUUGCUUCCUUGACCGGCUGCAAAUCCUCUCUCCAAGCAUCACCCAAUUGUGCAUCCCGGACCAAAACUAAGAAGAUUAUGUAUGACUCUACAGAGAAUGAUGACUUUGAUCGUGAAGAAAUACCAACUUAUGAAGAAGUUGCAAAAUUAUUCCCCAGGCCAGGGGUUUAUCGACCAAUUAUUUUAAUUGGGCCUCCAGGGGUGGGGCGCAAUGAACUUCGCAGAAGGUUGAUUGCCACUGACCCUGAAAAGUUUCGCACGCCUACACCAUUCACAUCCCGACCAAUACGGCCUGGUGAAGUAAACGGCAAAGAGUAUUUCUUCGUUACAAGAGAAAAAAUGGAGGAGGAACAUGAAGCAGGAAAUUUCAUUGAGUUUGGAGAAUAUAAAGGAAAUUUAUAUGGCACAUCAGUAGAAAGUGUGAAAAUGCUUGUUGAUGCAGGACAUGUGUGUGUCAUGAAUCCUCAUUAUCAAGCACUUAAAAUGUUACGCUCUCCUCAGCUGAAACCAUUCAUCAUCUAUAUUAAACCUCCAGCAUUUGAUGUGAUCAAAGAAACAAGAGCUGUAGCGUAUGCAAGGUCUACUUUUGAUGAGAACAACUCAAGAGGAUUCACUGAUGAUGAAUUCAAAGAAAUAUUACGCAGUGCCGAACGAGUUGAAUUUUUAUAUGGUCAUCUUUUUGAUGAAGUCAUUGUAAAUGCAGAUUUGUCAGCUGCUUUUGAACAGCUAGUUCGAUCUGUUAGCCGGGUUGAAAACGAGCCUCUUUGGGUCCCAGCAUCUUGGGUUCAGUGAUGCUCUCAUUAUUUUAUGAAAGCUGUUUGGUUUUGUUGGAUUUGGAAUGCGAAGAGGAAGAUCUGACUAAUGCAACAUGUAUCACCUUAUUCUUCCAUACCUCUUGCAUCUGCUCAGUAACUUUGUUGGGUGAUACUUGUUAGUCAAGUGGUUUUGCUAAUUUAUCUAGUCAAGUGUUGUUGUAAUAUUUUUUUAAAAUUUGUUUCAUGUCACUAACAUUUUGACUACUGUCAUUGUCAUGCUAGCAUAGUGUUUGUAUUUUUACGUUUUGAUAGAGAGCAAGAACAAUUUUUGAUAUUUCUUAAGAUAUUUCUAUCUCCUUGUAUGAGGCUUUCUUUUUAUUGGCUGUAAUUGAUUUGAUUUUCUUUGUUGCUUGUUUAACUGCAGUCCUUUUGAAUCUUCUUCUGGUGGAGAUUUGUACUGUUGUUGUGUGCCAAUUUCAGGAACUUAAAUUUGCUUCAUAAGAAGAAGAAUAAUCAUUUGUAAAUCAAAUUUAAUCAUUAAUUUUGAAUCUGAUUUUCUGUACUCAAGACCUAAUGUGUUGAUAGCUUGGCACUACAAAGAUACUUUGCCAUGAACUGUGAUGUACUGUACUAUGUUGAGUUUAAUGAAUUGAAAUUUUUCUACAGAAAAGAAUUGCACUUCUAAGUCACCAGUUCUAGAUUUAUUUUUCUUGAUCAGCAAUUUUUAGAAUGAACCAUGAGACGAGGACAGUCUCAUGGUUAAACUCACUUAGCAAUGAACUAUUUUAGAGUGCAACACUCAGUGAUACUGACUUUGCUGCUUUGUAUUAGCUACCUUAUCAUUAGAGUACCUUUAACAAACAAUGCUUUCUUGUGGCAGAAUUACACAUGCUACAUGAAUUUAAAGCUUUAGUGAGGUGCUGCAUUUUGUUUGUGUUCUUAUGCAGCAGAAGUUGAGAUUUACAAACCUAUUUGGUUCGACAAUUUGCUCUAACAUCUGUCUUUUUAUGUCUUUCCUUUUUUGUUGAUUUGGAAGACCAUUAAUUUAUUUCUGUUCUGUCUGCCUUUUUUGCAUUAGUUGACUCAUGCACCUACUGUUGACUUCAGUAUCCCUUCUUACGACUAAGAUUGGGCUUGCAUAUUUUACAUUUUUGGUCAAAUUAUGAACAGUUAGUAAUUUCCAAAACUUCCACUGGUUUUCAUAUCCCUUUAAAAAGACUUCCUUUCAUUAUUAAGUUAUCAAAGCAGGGUCGGGAGACACCUAUACCCAUGAGUUUUGAUCCUAAGAUUAUUCUUUUCUGUGAUUUUUGUCACGUUAAGUGUGUUUUUUUAUGAUAGGCUUUAGAGGAAGGCCCCUCCUUGGAAGAUUAGUUUUGAGUUUUCUCAAACCAGUUUUGCUUCUUACAAAUCUCAGUGUGUGAGAUGUAUCAAUUUUAUAUAUCAAUCAUUGUUUUUGCAAGUCUGAUUCUAAAGCUGUAAAAUGCCAUAGUUGUCAUUGUUGUUAUUAUGUGUGUAAGUUAAAGUUAGUGUGAUAGUGUCCUCUUUACCAUGAACAACACUUGUUUUUCUCCUGGCAUUUGAAGUGAUUGUUAUCAUUUUGAAUUUAAAAUUUUAAUCUUAUGGAAUUGUAUUAUCUUUGAAAAUGUUGAUUACAUUUCUCUUUUCAUUUUGAAUAUACAGCACACAAUGUUUGCCUGCACCAAGAUUUAUGCCGUUCAUAGAAUUAUUUGUAUUUUGUUAGACUUGUACCAAUUGUGAAGCGUGUUUCGCUUACCUUGCCUGAAAAUGGACUGCAAUGGUCAACCAGUGCCUCUGUAUGCCUUCUAUUUGAUUUUAUCUAACUGCAAGUUUAGAAAGUCACUGUUUCUUUAAAUUAAGGGCCUUAACAUGUAUCAACAUUGUGGAAGUGGAAAAAAAAGUUUAAGUUGUGGCAGCAGCUUUUGCAAACUGAGAGGUGCCUCAUAGCUUUAUCAUCCUUAACACCCAUGAAGCAGUACGCAGUACCCUCUCCGUUUAUUUCAUUACAUUCUAUAGAAUUGUACUUGGUAAAUUCUAGUCAUGUUAUUUGUGGGAAAGUUGUACAGUUUGUACAAUACAAUUCAGAUUGAAUUCCUCUCACCUUAAUUUUCCUUGUGUGUGAAAUAGGCUGGACUGGCAGGACACAUUGUUGGCCUGUUGUUAUUUUAAAAAGCUGACAUUCAUUGUGCACUCUCUUGUACUGUACUUUCAGGGUUUUACCGGUUAACCACAAUAAAUGUUAUCAUUACA